AUGACGGGUACCAGUGUUGCCCAUCAGACUUCCCCCGCUAAGCUGCCGUACCAGCGUUGCCGUACGGACCCAGUCAAACUGCAGCUUCAAGCAGAAGAAAGAGGAGUGGUGUCAAUCAAAGGUGUGAGCGCAAAUCGCUUUCUGGCUAUGAAUGAGGACGGCAGAUUGCUGGCCUUGAAAUGUGCAACAGAAGAAUGUUUCUUUUUUGAGCGUUUGGAAUCCAAUAACUAUAACACUUACCGAUCACGGAAAUACUCCGACUGGUACGUGGCACUGAAAAGAACUGGGCAGUACAAACCUGGACCAAAGACUGGACCUGGACAGAAAGCUAUCCUUUUCCUCCCCAUGUCAGCUAAAAGCUGA
Messenger RNA from Leptosomus discolor (cuckoo roller), 363 nucleotides. Lineage: Eukaryota; Metazoa; Chordata; Aves; Leptosomiformes; Leptosomidae. The record is from RefSeq and is a predicted model, not a curated record.